Messenger RNA from Artibeus jamaicensis (Jamaican fruit-eating bat), 7741 nucleotides. It is a transcript of the gene MICAL2, whose product is annotated as microtubule associated monooxygenase, calponin and LIM domain containing 2. The record is from RefSeq and is a predicted model, not a curated record. Bases 299 to 6127 code for a protein of 1942 amino acids. The transcript has 36 exons. Lineage: Eukaryota; Metazoa; Chordata; Mammalia; Chiroptera; Phyllostomidae. Gene Ontology annotation, molecular function: FAD binding; protein binding.
GCAGCGCGGCGCAGAACUGCGGGCGCUCGCCCAGGCUACUCUUGUGCGGAUCCGUCUUGCUAGCUCCUAGCUCCGCAGGCUGCCUGCGAGUUCUGACUGCUGCGCCCGCUACCCAAGGCGAAGGCAGGAGCUGGCUCUAGGCUCAGUGGCCAGCGCAGCUCUCGGAACAUGGCAAUCUGUGUGAGGCUCGCCCUGGAAGGAAGCAACUUCAUUCACUGCGAUGCCUAAGAAUCAAGUGUGACGUUUCUCCGGUGCUUCAUGCUGUCCUCCUCCAUCUGCUGCACGUGGCUCCUGAAACAUGGGGGAAAACGAGGACGAGAAGCAGACCCAGGCCGGGCAGGUUUUUGAGAACUUCGUCCAGGCUUCCACCUGCAAAGGCACCCUCCAAGCCUUCAACAUCCUCACACGGCACCUGGACCUCGACCCUCUGGACCAUAGAAACUUCUAUUCCAAGCUCAAGUCCAAAGUGACCACCUGGAAGGCCAAAGCCUUGUGGUACAAAUUGGACAAGCGUGGAUCCCACAAAGAAUAUAAGCGAGGAAAGUCGUGUAUGAACACCAAGUGUCUCAUCGUUGGGGGAGGACCAUGUGGCUUGCGCACUGCCAUUGAACUUGCCUACCUGGGGGCCAAAGUGGUCGUGGUGGAGAAGAGGGACACAUUCUCCCGGAACAACGUGCUGCACCUCUGGCCUUUCACAAUCCAUGACCUGAGGGGCCUGGGAGCCAAGAAGUUCUAUGGGAAGUUCUGUGCUGGCUCCAUCGACCAUAUCAGUAUUCGUCAGUUACAGCUCAUCCUAUUCAAGGUGGCCCUGAUUUUGGGAGUUGAAAUCCAUGUGAAUGUGGAGUUUGUAAAGGUUCUAGAGCCUCCUGAAGAUCAAGAAAAUCAGAAAAUUGGCUGGCGAGCAGAAUUUCUCCCUGCAGACCACCCUCUGUCGGAAUUUGAAUAUGACGUCAUCAUUGGUGCCGAUGGCCGCAGGAACACACUGGAAGGGUUCAGGAGAAAAGAAUUCCGUGGGAAGCUGGCCAUCGCCAUCACCACCAACUUCAUAAACAGAAACAGCACGGCUGAGGCCAAGGUGGAAGAGAUUAGUGGCGUGGCUUUCAUCUUCAAUCAGAAAUUUUUCCAGGACCUUAAGGAAGAAACAGGGAUUGACCUGGAGAACAUUGUUUACUAUAAGGACUGCACCCACUAUUUUGUCAUGACCGCCAAGAAGCAGAGCCUCCUGGACAAAGGCGUCAUCAUCAACGACUACAUCGACACGGAGAUGCUGCUGUGCGCAGAGAACGUGAACCAGGACAACCUGCUUUCCUACGCCCGCGAAGCUGCGGACUUCGCCACCAAUUACCAGCUGCCAUCUUUAGAUUUCGCCAUGAACCAUUACGGGCAGCCCGACGUGGCCAUGUUCGACUUCACCUCCAUGUACGCCUCAGAGAAUGCAGCCCUGGUGCGGGAGCGUCGGUCACACCAGCUGCUCGUGGCUCUGGUGGGCGACAGCUUGCUUGAGCCCUUCUGGCCCAUGGGCACAGGCUGUGCCCGCGGCUUCCUGGCUGCCUUCGACACGGCGUGGAUGGUGAAAAACUGGGACCAGGGCACUCCUCCCCUGGAGCUGCUGGCUGAAAGAGAAAGUCUUUACCGGCUGUUACCUCAAACGACCCCAGAGAAUAUCAACAAGAACUUCGAUCAGUACACGUUGGACCCAGGCACACGGUACCCAAACCUCAACUCCCACUGUGUCCGGCCCCAUCAGGUGAAGCACUUGUACAUCACUACGGAGCUGCACCAGUUCCCCCUCAAGAGGCUGGGCUCAAUGAGGAGAUCUGUGGGCCUCUCCAGGCGCGAGUCAGACAUCCGGCCCAGCAAGCUCUUAAAUUGGUGCCAGCAGCAGACCGAGGGCUACCAGCACGUCCACGUCACUGACCUGACCACCUCCUGGCGGAGCGGCCUGGCCCUGUGUGCCGUCAUCCACCGCUUCCGGCCUGAGCUGAUCAACUUUGACUCUUUGAAUGAAGAUGACGCUGUGGAGAACAACCAGCUGGCGUUUGAUGUGGCCGAGCGUGAGUUUGGCAUCCCCCCAGUGACCACAGGCAAGGAGAUGGCAUCAGCUCAGGAGCCUGACAAGCUCAGCAUGGUCAUGUACCUCUCCAAGUUCUACGAGCUCUUCCGGGGCACCCCGCUGAGGCCUGUGGACUCUUGGGGCAAAAACUAUGGAGAAAAUGCUGACUUCGGCGUGGCCAAAUCAUCCCUCCCUCACAACUAUCUCAACCUCACGUUUCCAAGGAAGAGGACCCCACGGGUGGACAGCCAAACCGAGGAGAAUAAUGACAUGAACAAGCGGAGGCGGAAAGGCUUCAACAACCUGGAUGAGCCUUCCACCUUUUCCAGCCGGAGUCUGGGCUCCAGUCAAGAGUGUGGCAGCAAUAAAGAAGGUGGCAAUCAGAACAAAGUCAAGUCCAUGGCAAGCCAGCUGCUGGCCAAGUUUGAGGAGAGCUCUCGGAACCCUUCACUCCUGAAGCAGGAAGUCAGCGUCUCGGGGAUAGGUAAGCCUGUCCUGCGCUCGUCCUCUGACCCUCCUGUUAACUCUCGCUGUCUCGAGCCAGAAGAGCCCACGAACAGCCCAUCACCUCCUCUGAAAAGGCAGUUCCCCACGGUGGUUAUGACGGGGCAUGUGCUCCGAGAGAUAAACCAAGUGUCUGCUGGUGGAGGGUGCCCGAGCCGGCCCUGGAGAGCCAGAGCCAAGUCUGACCUGCAGCUGGGGGGGCCAGAAAACCGCGCUGCCCCUCCUCCUUCCCGCCAGGGGGCACUGGCCCUCUCCGGGGUGCUGCGGAGGCUGCAGCUAGUGGAGGAAAAGAUUCUCCAGAAGAGGGCUCAGAACUUGGCCAACAGGGAAUUCCACAAAAAGAACAUUAAGGAGAAGGCGGCUCACCUUGCCUCCAUGUUUGGUCAUGGAGAUUUCCCACAGAAUAAGUUACUCUCUAAAGACCUGUCUCAAUCUCACCCUCCGUCUCCUCCCUCCUGCCUUCCAUCUCCCGGUCCAGCUGCCACUUCCUCUCCAUCGACUGUUGACUCUGUUUCUCCUGCCAGAAAGCUGACGGUAGGGAAAGUGUCCAGCGGAAUAGGGGCUGCAGCUGAAGUCCUGGUCAAUCUGUACAUGAAUGAUCACAGACCUAAGGCCCAGGCUACCUCUCCAGACCUGGAAACGAUGCGAAAGGCAUUUCCCCUGAACCUGGGUGGCAGCGACACCUGCUACUUCUGUAAGAAGCGCGUGUACGUGAUGGAGCGGCUCAGCGCAGAGGGCCACUUCUUCCACCGGGAGUGUUUCCGCUGCAGCGUCUGUGCCACCACCUUGCGCCUGGCUGCCUACGCCUUUGAUGUUGACGAAGGCAAGUUCUUCUGCAAGGCUCAUUUCAUUCACUGUAAAACCAAUAGCCAGCAACGAAAGAGGCGGGCAGAGUUGAAGCAACAAAGAGAGGAGAAGGAGAUGUGGAAGGAGCAAGAAGCCCCUCGGCCAGACCCUCCCACGGAAAGCUCCUGUGCAGCCGCCGCGCUCGGCCCGCCGGCGGGCAGCCCCCCAGCAGAUGAGCCCACCUCCCCCAAGAAGCCCAAGAGCGUCCAGGAGCCGGAGCUUGGUGAUGGGGAAGGCAAAGCCACCUCUCCCCCACCUGCCGAGUGGACCUCCGUGAGGAUCAGCCCCGGGGAGGAUGUGGCCGGGCAGGACGUGCUGGCUGUGUGUGUCCUCGUCACCAGUGACGACAGCAGCUCGGACGAAGAGUCGGACCCUGGUGGCGGCAGCAGCAGCGAGGCCUCCACCGCACAGCCCUGUGAGGAAAGACCCCCUCGGCCAGAACCCGCCCCCCUGACGCAUCCCCUCACUCGCCACAGCUCCCUGAGGGAGGCCCAGACCAGGACAUUCUCGGCCCAGAGCCCCGAGGAGCCCAGAGCUCUGCAUGCUCUGCAGCGGGCCAGCAGCUUCCAGUCUCCCUCUCCCAGCAGAUACCAGAACUGGAGAAGAAAAUUCCAGUCGAGUUUGACGCCAGUGAACCACACAAGAACUGCGUCACCUCCACGGGAAGCUUCCCCUUCUGCUUCUCCUUCCUCGUCCUCUUCUGCCACGACGUCCCCAGCGUCCUCCUUGGGCAGCGUCACAGGCAGUGCUUCGGACGGUUCCUCCCUGCCCCAGCAGGUCUCAAGAGGUCAUUUCAGUCCUACCCCAACCUUUCUGAGGCGAGCCGGAGCCCAAGAAGCACCCACGAAAAUCCCUCUAUAUCUGCCUCACGGUCGGGUGCUGGAGCGGGCAGAAUAUUGCCCCGUGAGGCCUGGUGCAGAGGGCCUUGCAGGCCCCAGGCCACCCAGCCCUGCAGAGAUGGCCUCCGAUGGCUGUCAGGACCCCAGGAGCAUCCACAGAGGCCCACACGUCCUUGCAAGGAAGGAUGGGUGCUUGCCAGACCCAGAGCUGCCUCCCAGGGCUGGAGAGAACUCAGGGGAAGGCAAUGCUGAUGCCCAGAAGGGAGAGGAGGGUGGGUCAGAGCUGGCAGAGGGCAAGAAGUUGGGCUUGAAGAAGUUGGCGCUCACUCAGGAGCAGAAGACCAGGCUGCUGGAUUGGAGUGACUUCAAACCCCAGAGCCUGCACAUGGAAGGUGGGCCGCAACUCUCCCAGAAGAGUGCUGAGAACGGUAGAGGAGGCCGAGUGCUGAAACCAGUCCGCCCCUUGGUGCUCCCCAGGGCGGGGAGAGAGACCCCUCCAGCCCCGGCGGAGGCUCAGGAGAAGGAGGGGACCCCAGCUGAAAGGACUCCAGGGGAGCGAAGCGUGGCUCCCCCCAAGUCCCCACUGAGGCUCAUUGCCAAUGCCAUCCGAAGGUCGCUGGAGCCCCUCCUCCCCAACUCCGAAGGUGGGAGGAGGCCCUGGACCAAACCGGAAUCACCGGCUUUGCCCACCGGCCAGCCACAAGCUUGCCUUCGCUCAUUCAGCCUUCGGAAAACCAGCCCCAGUAAAGACGGGGACCAGCAGGCCCCCAGGAGAGACAUGGCAAGCAGGGCCUCAGCGCUUUUCUCCCUCGGCACCCUGCCCCCCAGAGCUGCCCAGACCUCCGCCCCUGGCCUUCCUCACCCUGCCCUCCGCUCCCGCAGUUUGCCCAGCCGGUCUUCCAGGACGUUCCCUGCGUUCCCGUCCCCGCCCUGCAACAAGAUGGAAGAUGUCCCCGUGCUCCUUGAGAGAGUAAGUCUGCAGGAGACCUUCCCAGAUGCUUCCAGGAGUCCGAAGAAAAAAAUCUCACUCUUCUCGGCUCUCGGACUCAAAGACAAACCCUCUGAGAGCCCCCUCCAAGACUCCAGACAAAGAAAGGACCUCCGUGACCUCUUUAGCCUCCCCAAGGGGAAGGUGCUGCCUAUGGACCAUGCCCCGGCCCUGGAGAAGCAGGUGCCACCUGUCGGCCACCUGGGGCAGCGGGCCGGUCCUCCUUCUCCAGAGCUCAAUGCAAGUCCCAAGCACAUCCCCAGCAGGGCGCAGGUGACAGGGGCUGCCUCUUCCACCUCCUCCUCUUCUGCAGACGAAGAAUUUGAUCCCCAGCUUUCCUUGCAGUCGAAGGAGAGGAAGAUGCUUAGAAGAAGAAGGAAGCUGGAAAAAGCAACACAACAAUUGGUUAAGCAAGAAGAACUGAAAAGACUUCAUAAAGCUCAGGCCAUCCAGAGGCAGCUACAGGAGGUGGAGGAGCGGCAGAGGGCCUCUGAGAUCCAGGGCGUGAGGCUGGAGAAGGCGCUGCGAGGAGAAGCAGAUUCAGGCACACAGGAUGAAGCACAGCUUUUGCAGGAAUGGUUUAAGCUGGUUCUGGAGAAGAAUAAAUUAAUGCGAUAUGAGUCGGAGCUACUGAUCAUGGCUCAAGAAUUAGAAUUGGAAGAUCACCAAAGCAGACUGCAGCAGAAAUUAAGAGAGAAAAUGCUCAAGGAGGAGAGCCAGAAAGAUGAGAACGAUCUAAAUGAGGAGCGAGAAAUAUUCACCGAGAUGAUGCAAGUGAUCGAGCAGAGGGACAAACUCGUGGAUUCCUUAGAGGCACAACGCAUAAAAGAGAGGGCUGAAGACCAGCACUUUGAAAGCUUCAUAUUCUCCAGGGGCUGUCAGCUGAGCAGGACGUGAGCAGGGGCUCUGUCCCUCGAAGCCAGCCAAGGACCAGACCCGGCUACCACACCCGCCGCACACACUCCUGUGUCCUUUUGCAGGAUUUGUCAUCCCUGAAACUUAAGUUAUACCAUAUGCAAUAUGUUUUAAAAAACUGAAAUUCUCUUAUAUAUGCUAUAGCUGCCCCAGAUCCUCCCAGAGAUCAUAAUGAAGAAAAUACAAAGAUGCUUUUGAAACCGGCCGUCAGCUUCAGCAGGUCUCUCUGGUUGGAGGUGACCUUGGCAGAGGACCGGCAUUGCUUUCCCUAGAAAUGACACAGAGAUUGACUUUCCUUCUGCUUUUUAUCAUUUCUCAGCCCAAUUCAUUGAGUUACACAUCUUAAGAUUUUUAAGAAGCUGCCUUUUCAUUAAUAUAUCCAUAUUUGCCCUUUUUAAUUUUUUUUUGCACGGAUGACUGGUUUCCAAAUGUCAGAAGGAAGCAGCAGCAGUUUAAAGAUUAGGUUAAUACUUACACUGUGUUUCCAGAGAAAGAGGGGAAACCAUGAGAUUGCUGAUUAUACAGAGCAAAUAACUCACAUAGCAGGUGUUAAUUCAAUCCAGGGUGAAUUUCAUUUACCAGGUGUAUUUAUAAGCCUUAAUAUAAUAUACAUAAGCAAUGAGAGUUUAAUAGGACAUUUGAGCCUUAAUUUUAUUAAAAAAAGAAAGAGAGAAAGGAAAUAAAACUUUAACUUUAUACCAGCAAGAUCAUUAGUUUUCACCAAAUACUGUUGGCUUAGAAAAGCUUUAUAUUCUCUGAGUACUGUCCUUGUGGCCCCUGGAACAUACUGGAAAGUGUUUUUUAGGAAAUGAAUAAUUUUCAAACAACUGUUGGACAUGGCAAACAGAGAAACUCUUCCAUUCGUUGAUAAAAUAUGGGUGAGGUUGGUGCUGCUGUAGAAAUGAACGCGCCAGUGAUGCCAGGUAAGCAAUGUGUUCCAGUGGUGGUCUUCUUAGCCCAGCACAGAGGGGACUGCGAGACUCUGCGGGGGUUGCCCAGGAACCCCACAGGACAAGGACAAAACCACUUCCGACUUCAGGGUGAAGCUGAGUGCAGUGACCCCAUUUACCAAAUUCCAAAUGGGGUCAUGGAUCUUUUUCAAUGACAUUUUCAAUGUACAGGAAAGCUGGGAGGUGGAUUUUGUUCACUGAUGUGAAAUUCCUGGGAUGUUUUGAUAGUUCACAUGGAACCAAAGAAAAGAUUUUGAGUGGGAAUCUGUGGUCGUAAAGUAUUUUAUUAUUUUCCCUUUAUGGGAUUCUUUGAAGAUUCUGGCUGCUGUUGGUGAGAGACAGACUGAAGAACCCUUUGCUGUUGUAUGUUUGGCCUCUCUCAUUUCUCCAAGUGCUUAAAUAUGUCACUGGACGUAAGGGGCUUUGCAAAAGUUGGUUCGGACUUCCCUCAGUGUAAGUGACCCAUGAACCGCUUCCGUCUGAGUUCCCCAAUGCGGCCCUCUGAUGAGCCAGAAAUCAGAACUGUAACCGGAUUUCCUGAGUCAGAUGACGUUUCGGGUUAUAUCAAAUGCAAUCUUUCCAUGGCAUAGCAAGUUCCUAAGGCUGUAGGGUUUUUUCCUUCUCUUUCCAUCUUUCUUUCCAUCUU